Molecule: messenger RNA, 2019 nt
Organism: Penicillium cosmopolitanum
Lineage: Eukaryota; Fungi; Ascomycota; Eurotiomycetes; Eurotiales; Aspergillaceae
Product: flavin monoamine oxidase family protein
Exons: 2
Coding region: 1-2019 (672 amino acids)
Biological process (GO): amino acid catabolic process
Molecular function (GO): L-amino-acid oxidase activity; polyamine oxidase activity
Source: RefSeq, a predicted model, not a curated record
AUGCCGAAUCGUUAUUAUCUAUCAACAGAACUCGGGGGUGUUGCCAAACGAGACUUUGAAAGGAUUCGCAUUCACCAACCCACCAGCGUGGUAGCUGACUCAUUGCAUAACGUUCACAUUGAGUUUAUCGAUAAGUCAUUUGAAGGAGAACUACAACUUGUAUAUGCCGAGUGCGACAUCGAAUCACCCUCAUACAGCCACCACGAUCUCGGGACCGUUUUUGUUGAACGCGACGCUCAACCUGAACGUUUUGUCUGGGUGACCCCUCCAGAUGCACCCCACUCGCAUUGUUUGCAUGCAUUCUCCAAAUCAAUUCUUGUCGGACGCUCCUCUCCAAUCCCAAUCUCAUCUCCAGAUUUGAAAAAGCGAGAGAGUAUUGCAGAUGUCGCAGAUGCUAUGGGACCUUGGUUUGACGGGGUGGCAUACAUGAAAUCGAAGAAGAAUGCAAAAAGUUUCGUCACCAAGGCAAAGAAUACCUCCGUCGCUAUCCUUGGAGGUGGAAUGUCGGGCCUUAUGACCAGUCUGCUGCUUGAGUCUGUUGGUAUCCACAACUGGCACAUCUAUGAGUCUUCAGAACGAGUUGGCGGUCGAAUUCGAACCAAAUAUCUCAACAAUACCUCACCGGAUCAGUACCAGUACCAAGAGAUGGGUCCUAUGCGUUUUCCCGUCGGCAUCACAUACGCCGACACGAAUGAGACGCUUGAGAUUCAGGAUCACCGUAUGGUAUUCCAGCUCGCAGAGACGCUAAAUAAGAUGAAUACCGACAAGCCUGAGCUGCAAGUCAACUUCAUUCCCUGGAUUCAAAAUGGACCAAAUGUCCCUGCAGCUUCGGGUGGAAACCGUUUACCAAAUGGGCGCAUUCCCACAGCUGCCCAGGUUGCGGCAAAUGCGUCACUUGUAUACACUGCCGCGUCAUCUAAUGAAACCGCCGCCACCGAUGCAGAGGCCGCAUACGAAAACUAUACAACUCUUGACAAUCGCGAAACACUCCGCAAGAUUGCAACAAAUAUGUACCAGGCCGACAAGAAAGCCGUUGACGAUGGCAUGUUCCACUGGUCUGAAGCUGGUUAUCUAAAAUAUGCACUGGGAUACGACGCCAAUGUCACCGACUAUGUGGCUGGUACAACCGACUCUCCCAUCUGGGGCGACUUUUACGACGAGGUCUACUUCGCUGCCACAAAAUGGCGCACCAUUGACAAGGGAUUGGAAUCACUUCCUCGCGCUUUCUACCCGCAUGUCGCCGACAAGGUCACCUUCAACCGCACUAUUCAGGGUCUAGCUUACAACGAAACUACCGGCAAAAUCGCAGUAGCGUGGCGUGAGGACCCACUGAAAAUGGCGCCCGAGACAAAGGAGUACGACUACGCCGUUGUAGCAGCACCAUUCAGCAAGGUCAGAUUAUGGGAUCUGCCGCGUUACUCGUCUCUCCUGAGUCGCGCGAUUUCCACUCUGAACUAUGACCCAGCCUGCAAGAUGGCUCUGCUCUAUAAGACUCGCUUCUGGGAGCACCUCGAACAGCCAAUCUUUGGCGGCUGUGGAUCGGUAGAUGUUUCCGGGGUUGGAAGGGUUUGCUAUCCAUCAUACAAUAUGAACGGCACUGGACCUGGCGUUAUUCUUGCUUCAUAUAUCUCUGGCACCCCUGCACGAUCUGCAGCCGCGCUUAAUCCCGAGGAACAUGUUGCGCUCAUCCAGCGAACCAUGAUUGAAGUUCACGGUGAAAUCGCUGCGGAACAGUUCACCGGAGUUUAUGAUCGACAGUGCUGGGAGUUCGAUCACCAUCAAGCUGGGGCUUGGGCUGAUCCACUUGUUGGACAGCAAGAGCUUUAUUUGCCUGCUUAUUACCAGACUGAGAUGAAGACCAUUUUUAUUGGUGAGCAUACUAGCUAUACCCAUGCUUGGAUAUUUUCGGCUUUGGACUCUGCUGUCCGUGGUACGACGCAAUUGCUGCUCGAUCUCGGACUGGUUGAUGAGGCGAAGUCUGUUGUGGAAACAUGGAUGGGUCGCUGGAUUAAGUUGUGA